AUGCCGCCCAGACAAUCCAAGAACGACUCGCGCGCUGUGACCAUCCUCUUCAAAAAGCAUAAAACCACUGUCCUUCUGAUGCUCCAACCCCACGAAUCCCUCGACUUCACCAAAGAAAGGCUUCUGGAUGCUUUGAAAUCGCGAGAAGUCAAAAACAUAAAUGGCGACAUUGUUCCUGACGACUCCUGCGAUAUUGAGUUCGGUGAGCCUGUCGACCGAGCGGACCUCGAGAAAGGCUGGAAGCGCCUCCAGGCAGAUGCACCAGAAAUAGACGACGAGGGUGCCCCGAAGAGAAAUAAGGGCAAAUCACAAAAUGACUCAGCAACUAUAAUGGAAGCGGGUCUUCAGAACGGACAUGCAGUCGCCUUCCGCUUCUACAAAUCCAGUGAGGGUCAGAAUGGCAGUCUUGAUAUGGAUCUUGAUAUGCAGCUUGAUGGUGAGGAUCCAGGCUGGGAUGUCGUCAUGCCGAGCUACGAGGAUGAUCCAGAGGAACAGGGUCUAACGCAGCAAGCCACCCCCGGGGCCGUGGACUUGUGA
Messenger RNA from Penicillium samsonianum, 537 nucleotides. RefSeq lists its product as uncharacterized. The record is from RefSeq and is a predicted model, not a curated record. The transcript is spliced from 2 exons. Lineage: Eukaryota; Fungi; Ascomycota; Eurotiomycetes; Eurotiales; Aspergillaceae. Bases 1 to 537 code for a protein of 178 amino acids.